AUGACUUCUCUGGCUGCUGAUUCUUCCUUACCCCCAUCGCCGUCCCCGACUAGAGAAGUCUAUGACACAGAUGGAAACUUUUUGCAGCGCCUCGACACGCUAGAGCUGCAGACUCUGAUACCAUUUUUCCUAUCUCAAAUCUACUGCUCUCAACCCCCGCCGAAAAUUGUCGAUUUGGGAUGCGGAACGGGGAGAAAUACAAUAUCCCUUCUUCGUACUGGGCCAAAGAAUUUGAACGUUCUGGGGUUGGAACCGUCGAAUAAGAUGUUGGCCAUUGCUCGAAAGAAGAUCGCGGAAUACUUCGCAGAGAUGACCGCAAUCGAGCCCGCCGAGGCUGGGAAUAGGGUAUGUUUUGAGGAGUAUAAUCUGCUUACUGAACCCCGUCCGCCAUUAGCGGCACGUGGUGUUGAUGCUGUUAUUUCGACCUUGGUCUUGGAACAUGUGCCCGUGGAAGCUUUUUUCAAGGCGGUUGCGGCCAUGUUGAAGUCUUCGGGGGUUCUGAUGUUGACGAAUAUGCAUCCUGAGAUGGGGGAGAUAAGCCAGGCUGGAUUUGUGCAUCCAGAGACCGGUGUUAAGAUCCGGCCAACUAGCUAUGCACACACUGUAAAAGGGACUUUAGAAGAGGCUAAUGCGGCUGGGUUUGAACUGAUCGGUAGUCUUAAGGAAACUAAGAUCGACGAAGAAUUGGCUGAAAAGUUGGGGCCGCGGGCGAGAAAAUGGAUAGGUGUGUAUGUUUGGUUUGGAGGAUGCUUCAGAAAGAAAUGA
This is a messenger RNA of Uncinocarpus reesii 1704, 765 nucleotides long. RefSeq lists its product as uncharacterized. The transcript is spliced from 2 exons. Bases 1 to 765 code for a protein of 254 amino acids. Lineage: Eukaryota; Fungi; Ascomycota; Eurotiomycetes; Onygenales; Onygenaceae. The record is from RefSeq and is a predicted model, not a curated record.